AUGAAUAGAAACUUGAAAUUAGGUAACAAUAAUAAAUUUAGUGUAGGUGAAAAUGAGAAUCUAUCAAAAAUUAAAUUAGCUCGUUUUUCAGACACUGCCACAAGAUUCUUUACAUAUGUUGAUGACAUGAAUUAGAUUUAUAUAAAUAAGAUAGAAAAUUCAAAAAAUUUUUUAGAUGUUAAAUUAUUCAACCCAUUUUAACAGUACUUUGUUUAAAGUUAGAAUGAAAUUUCAAGCAUCAUAUUUAGCAGUUCUGAAAAUGAAAUCAUUAAUGGAUCAAGUAAAGGAAUUAUUACAUUUUUGGAUAUCUCAACUUAAAAGAGUAUGAUUGAUUCCUAUAAAUUUAGUUUAAUCUAAUAUAAAAGGUCAUUUAUCUUCAAUAACAGCCUUAGCUAUAUUUCCAAAUCAAGAAAAUAUUAUUUUAAGUGGUGCAAUGGAUAGUUAAGUAAAACUAUGGGAUUCAAGGUCUAAAAUAGCUGGAUUUACAUUAAGAGCACAUACUUUAUCAAUUAGUGCAUUGGUUGUGUCUCCAGAUGGUAAAUUAUUAGCAUCUGGUUCAAAUGACGGAAGUGUGAAAAUUUGGGAUAUUCAUUAAUAAAAAUUGAUGGCUACUUUUAACGAAUCUGAUUCUUNUAUCACUCAUUUUUUGUCUUAUUUAUUGCAUCUUAAAUUCUAAUUAAAGGAUUUAGUAAUCAUCAUAUAUUUUAUUAAUGAUAAUCUAAUUAAUCUCUUCUAUUGA
Paramecium pentaurelia is the source of this 739-nucleotide messenger RNA. The record is from the annotation of a GenBank genome assembly. NCBI's taxonomy places the organism in Eukaryota, Ciliophora, Oligohymenophorea, Peniculida, Parameciidae.